Messenger RNA from Enterospora canceri, 639 nucleotides. The record is from the annotation of a GenBank genome assembly. Lineage: Eukaryota; Fungi; Microsporidia; Enterocytozoonidae.
AUGUUCUAUUUGAUUGUUCAUUUACUGAUAUCAGUAGUGUUUUCUAGUGAAAUUAUCGUAGAAGAAAACCGAUACAGUGAUUAUUUCAAAUGUUACAAGGAUAAUAUCAAGAAAUUUCAUGAAACCAAGGAUAAAUUCAACUUUGAUAUCAACACAAUUACAAUUACAGAAUACAACAUCCUCAAGGAUGAUUUAAAAGCACAAUUUGUGUUCUUCGAUGCCAGCAAAAAAGAACUCUUGAUAAAAUUGAAGUGCAAAAUGAGACAUUUGCCUGGAAAAAUCAAUAGUCUUGAAAAAGGUUCUACCAGUUCCUUUUUGCAUGUCAAGAAUAGGAUCAGAAUCAAAUUGUACAUUACGGCAUAUGAUUGCCUAAAUUUGCUCUUAAAAACUGAUGAGAUAUUAACAGAAUGUGUAAUAUUACAAGAGCAUACUAAACUAAUACAUAAUCCAAUGAUUGUUUUCAAUCAAAAUGAGGUUGUAGCAAUUGAUGAUGAACUCUGCAGAAUAAAGGCAAGUCUGAACAUGGCAUUAUCACGUUCUAUGCAUAUGGCAAAGAGGUAUUAUGAUCUUAGAGAUUCAAUAAUCAGAAUUCAAGAAAUCAUUGCAUCUAUCGAGAAUUCCAGCUGCAUCAGUGACUAA